UACCGCAGUGGGAUUUAUGAUUUCAAACGGAACGGCAACGCGUCCUGUUGCAGCUGCUGGCCGGCGCGCUCCUCGCCGCUAUAAAAUUAUAUAUAGUUGAAGAAAACUAGUCUAUCUGAGACCGAACACCAAACGAUACUUACCGAUACUCUCCAGAUAGCAACGCGACAUACGCUGUAUAGAUUUCGUACCACGUAUCUCCGCAUAUUGUAUGUAAAUACGCGGGCAAUCCUGACGUACAGAUACCGAAUAUAUAGCUUGUUAUUGGUUCUUCAUCGAAUAAUAUCAUUGCAUUAAUUCCAUCGUUGAUGACCAUUAUGUCUAGUUACCUGCGCAUUGAUUGAGCCGUUAAAAUUUUUUUACAUUAAAAGCUGUUUUCAAUAAUAAGGAGGAAAAUAAUUACUCUGUGAAAAUGACGCCAACGCUCGGAUUACCUGAUGAUCAAGUCUUCGCUCUUAUGAGGUUCAGACGUAGCGUGAAGGAUGUUUUGGAACCGCACCACGACGAUCAAUUUCUGCUGAGGUGGCUAAGAGCGCGAAAAUGGGACCCGAUUGCAGCUGAAAAAAUGCUAAGAGAUUCACUUGAGUGGAGAAAAAUAUGGCAAGUUGAUAGAAUACACGACUGGGAGGCACCGGCAAUCUUCAAAGAUUAUUUACCUCGGGGUACUAGCGGUUUCGACAAGGAUGGCGCCCCAGUUGUCAUAGCACCGUUUGCUGGACUGGACAUGUUUGGACUCCUUCAUGUGAUAUCAAAAAAUGACAUGAUGAAAGCUACGAUACAGCAGUUGGAGUCAUACCUAAAGAUAUGUGCAGAGCAGAGUAAAAAGCACGGACCAGUCGCAAAUCAGCUCACUGUCAUUUUUGACAUGGAAGACUUCAAUUUGAGACAAUACGCGUGGAGACCAGCUGGAGAAGUUGUAAUCGGAUUGAUUCAGAUGUACGAAGCAAACUACCCAGAGAUUUUGAAGAUGUGUUACAUUAUAAAUGCACCAAAGGUUUUUGCUCUUGCAUUCUCCAUUGUGAAGAACUUCCUGAACGAGUACACAUUGUCCAAAAUUCAAAUAUACAAAGCAGAUCCUGACAAGUGGAAAGCUGCAUUAUUGCGAACUAUCCCAGUUGAUCAAAUACCCAAACACUUUGGUGGUUCCCUGACUGACCCAGACGGCAACCCAAAACUACUUACCAAGAUUUGCCAAGGUGGUAAAGUGCCCAAGCAUAUGUACACGAGUAAAGCAGAUAAAGAGAAAAUUAACGAUGACUUGGAGACAGCAACUAUUAAAAAAGGCGACAAACUCACACUAGAUUUUUUGGCAGCAGAAGAAGGCAGUUUUCUGCGAUGGGAAUUCAGAUCUGAGGGUCAUGAUAUCAAAUUCGGAAUCAUAAUGAAAAAUGAUGAUGGAGCACAGUCUGAAAUUAUACCUCUUCACAGAGUUCCUGCUCAUCAAAUGGACGAAAUUGGUGUCAUCACUUGCAAAGCACCAGCUACUUAUUCUGUCAUAUUUGACAACACUUACAGUAUAAUGAGAAACAAGAAGAUUCACUAUUCCGUGCAAGUUACGCCUCCAUUACCAACAGUCACAGAAGCAUUGGCUUUGAGUAAUAACUGAAAUAAACAAAUAAUAAGCUAGUUAAAUUAUAGCCUUUCAGGAUCUACUAGCACUCGGUUGAUGUCACAGAGACCCUGGAGAAUGUGUGGUUUAUUCACCCGUGACUUCAAGAACAAAAUAUCCAUGUUGUAAAUAAUUACCCAUCUUUUAUAUUUUCAUAUAUCAUUUUAUAACUUCUGUAAUUAAUUUUGCUGUUGUUUUUUUCUGUUCUUUUAUUUGGUGAUCUGUGAUUGAGUUCAAGUUUUUUACAGUAGGAAAUAUUUGUUAUUUGUGUAAACGUAUAAAUAUAUCAAUAAAUGAAUGUAUCUAUAGUUACCCCAA
Athalia rosae (coleseed sawfly) is the source of this 1927-nucleotide messenger RNA. Its product is annotated as SEC14-like protein 2. Lineage: Eukaryota; Metazoa; Arthropoda; Insecta; Hymenoptera; Athaliidae. Bases 413 to 1606 code for a protein of 397 amino acids. Gene Ontology annotation, cellular component: cytoplasm. The transcript has 10 exons. The record is from RefSeq and is a predicted model, not a curated record.